Molecule: messenger RNA, 906 nt
Organism: Erinaceus europaeus (western European hedgehog)
Lineage: Eukaryota; Metazoa; Chordata; Mammalia; Eulipotyphla; Erinaceidae
Gene: TMEM147
Product: transmembrane protein 147
Exons: 7
Coding region: 159-833 (224 amino acids)
Source: RefSeq, a predicted model, not a curated record
CCGCGACGGGACUCCCGUUCCCAGCAGGCCGCGCGGGCCGCGCCGGAGGCAGGUGGGCGCCAGGCCCGGCUUGGGGCGCCAGGCCAGCGGGGGGAGACUUCCGCGCUCCGAGACGCCGCCCCGACAGCCCGCUCCGGCGGGCCCGGGCGGCCGGCGCCAUGACGCUGUUCCACUUCGGGAACUGUUUCGCCCUAGCCUACUUCCCCUACUUCAUCACGUACAAGUGCAGCGGCCUGUCCGAGUACAACGCCUUCUGGAAAUGCGUGCAGGCCGGGGUCACCUACCUCUUCGUGCAGCUGUGCAAGAUGCUGUUCCUGGCCACUUUCUUUCCCACGUGGGAAGGCGGCAUCUAUGACUUCAUUGGGGAAUUCAUGAAAGCCAGCGUGGAUGUGGCUGACCUAAUAGGCCUGAACCUCGUCAUGUCCCGGAAUGCUGGCAAGGGGGAGUACAAGAUCAUGGUCGCUGCCCUGGGCUGGGCCACUGCGGAGCUCAUUAUGUCCCGCUGCAUCCCUCUCUGGGUUGGAGCCCGGGGCAUCGAGUUUGAUUGGAAGUACAUCCAGAUGAGCAUUGAUUCUAACAUCAGUCUGGUCCACUAUAUUGUCGCAUCCGCUCAGGUCUGGAUGAUCACACGCUAUGACCUAUACCACACUUUCCGGCCGGCUGUCCUCCUGCUGAUGUUCCUUAGUGUCUAUAAGGGCUUUGUCAUGGAGACCUUCGUCCACCUCUGUUCCCUGGGCAGCUGGACGGCACUGCUCGCCCGAGCAGUGGUGACGGGGCUGCUGGCCCUCAGCACCCUGGCCUUGUAUGUUGCUGUUGUCAAUGUACAUUCUUAGGCUUGAUGCCACAGAGGUUCAUGCACCUUUUCCCCAUCUGCUGAUCUCAGUGAAGUAAACAGUAUUUGGGAAA